This is a messenger RNA of Quercus lobata, 3191 nucleotides long. Its product is annotated as dol-P-Glc:Glc(2)Man(9)GlcNAc(2)-PP-Dol alpha-1,2-glucosyltransferase-like. The transcript has 10 exons. Gene Ontology annotation, biological process: protein N-linked glycosylation; dolichol-linked oligosaccharide biosynthetic process. The record is from RefSeq and is a predicted model, not a curated record. Gene Ontology annotation, molecular function: dolichyl pyrophosphate Glc2Man9GlcNAc2 alpha-1,2-glucosyltransferase activity. Gene Ontology annotation, cellular component: endoplasmic reticulum. Lineage: Eukaryota; Viridiplantae; Streptophyta; Magnoliopsida; Fagales; Fagaceae. Bases 313 to 1845 code for a protein of 510 amino acids.
CGUAAGACCCACACAUUGGAAGUAAAAACCAUGUUAUUUUUCCCCAACUUAUUACACAGCUUUUCUCUCUCUCUCCCUCUCUCUCUCUCAGAGUCCAUAACACAAACGCUUGAUAGCUUUCGACCCACUCACUGCCAUCUUCGCUUAGCUUAGCUUCGCAUCGUUCAAAGGCCAAAAGGAACCCAGUUUUGAUUUGAACGUACAUGAGUGAGAGCUGGACUGGGACUUGGGAGUGAAAGGAAGGAUGAGCCCGGCACAGUUCUUAUAGCUCCAAAGAUUCUGUGAAAGAGACAGCUACAGAGAGAGAGAGAAAUGGGAAAAGUAGCUGUGGCAGUGAUUGUGAGUUUGUGGGUCAUUUCUAUCUCUAUCCUUGUUAACCAUAUAGUUCCUGAGCCUUACAUGGAUGAAAUAUUCCACAUACCUCAAGCACAACAGUACUGCAUUGGCAAUUUCAGAAGCUGGGAUCCCAUGAUUACCACCCCUCCUGGCCUGUACUACCUUUCACUUGUCCAUGUUGCUUCUUUGUUUCCAGGCAUGUCUAUAGUACAAGCAGCCUCAUCAUUUUCUGAAGUUUGCACCACUGCGAUUCUUCGAUCUGUAAAUGGUGUUUUGGCAGUAUUAUGCAGUAUUCUUGUGUAUGACAUUAUUACCCUCUUGAGACCAACUUUUAGCGAAGGAAAAGCAACAAUUUCUGCAGUGGUCCUAGCUUUAUAUCCCCUUCACUGGUUCUUCACUUUUCUCUAUUAUACAGAUGUUGCAUCGCUUACUGCAGUGCUUGCUAUGUAUCUUGCAUGUUUGAAGAAGAAUUACUGGUUAAGUGCAGUGCUUGGUGCCUUGGCUGUUGUCAUUCGUCAGACAAAUAUAGUUUGGAUGCUUUUCGUUGCAUGCACUGGGGUUAUAAAUGUUACUCUGGUCCGUCCAAGAGAUAAUGUCGAAGUAAAUGAUAUCGACACAGCUAUCAGGAAGUCUAAUCGAUCAACUUCCAACGAUGAUGUUACAUCAGGGUCAAAUUUGAGACUGCGAAAGUUCAGUAAUUCCCUGGGUACUGAUAAACAUUCUAUGCCUAGUGCAAGCUUGGUUUCAACAAACCACUCAUCAGGUUUACUUGAUGAGGUCAAGGUCAUCUUUUUAGCAUUAUGGUAUAUGAAGUGGGAGCUUUUGGUUUCCUUUAGUCCUUUUCUCGUGGUAUUUGUGGCUUUUUUGGCUUUUAUCCGUUGGAAUGGGAGUGUAGUUCUAGGUGCAAAAGAAGCUCACACAGUUUCUCCACAUUUUGCACAGAUCAUGUAUUUUGGUUUGGUUUCUGCUCUUGCUGUGGCUCCUUUACACUGCAGCAAAGGUCAAGUUGUGGACCUGUUCCGGUCAUUUUGGAAGAGAAGGCUCAUCAGUUUCUUUCAAGUUUUCGUAGCUGUUAUUGCUGGCUUCUUUUCUGUACAUUUUUUCAGCAUAGCUCAUCCCUAUCUUAUUGCUGAUAAUCGACAUUACCCAUUCUAUCUCUGGCGGAAGGUCAUCAAUGCUCAUUGGUCAAUGAAAUACCUUCUAGUCCCGCCUUAUGUUUAUUCAUGGUUUUCCAUCUUCAUUACAUUGGGGAGAGUUCAGAGGAAGAUAUGGGUGUUAGCAUUUUUCUUGGCUACUGCUGCAGUUCUGGUACCUGCUCCAUUGAUUGAGUUCAGAUACUAUACGAUUCCAUUCUAUUUCAUAGUACUUCACUCCCACAUUAAUGAUUAUCAAAGCUGGCUUCUCAUGGGACUUCUAUAUCUAGCCGUCAACAUCUUCACAAUGAUGAUUUUUUUGUUCCGGCCAUACCAUUGGGACCAUGAGCUUGGGAUCCAGAGGUUUAUAUGGUAGGAAAGAUUCUAAGAAAUGCUAAAGGCUUCAUCAUACAAAUCAGUUUUGGGUAGUAGUAUUGUUUGUCUGGGGAUUUACCUAGAGAUAGGAUUUUGCUUGUUUUGGUUUGGAGGUAGAAGAAGGGUAGAAUCCUUGAGUGGUACAAGUUGUUUAGUUACACAUGCUACAGGUCGUGAUUGCUAACUAUAUGUCAACAGGGGUGGCAAGUGGGUAGGUUGGAUCAUAAAUGGGUUGGGUGUGUAAUUACCCAUUUAUUCAUUAAUGACCCGUUUAUAUAUAAAUAAAUUAUCUAUUACCAACCCAACCCAUUUAAUUAAUAUCCCACCCAUUUAACCAUUUAACCCAAUGGGUGAAAGAAAAAUUACAGAGACAGAGAGAAUUUGGACAGAGAGCACCUUGCCUCUCUUCCCAAACCCUUUUCUCAACACUUUCCCUUUUUGAUUUUGAAACUAAUUUUCUUAGAUCUCAAAUUUUUCCGCAAAAUCUUCGCGGGAGCCGUUUGCUAGGUGAGGAAAUAUGCUCCAAUUGCUUUGGUCCCUGUUUGGCAAUGCAUUUACUGUGAAUUAAGUUAUUUUUAAGCUAGCUCUGUUUGGAUUUCAAAAUCUUUCAUGCUUUCAUAGACCCGUGUUAGUUUUAGUUUAGAAAGAUACUUGAAUUGAAGCUACAAUAAGUGUUGUGGGGUUUUGUUGUUUAUGGUUUUCCAAUGUUAAAGCUUUACAGCUACCAAAUGGGGAUUUUCUUAUGUUGGGGUUCUUGGCUUAAUUUUCAUCUGGGUCGUUGCAUAAAAGCACUUUUGUCUAUAUUUUGCUCUUCUAUGGUUCAAUGCUGCUUGUUUGUUGUGAUCUCGUGCCUUAUAUUGUUUUUGUGUUCCUGUUUGGUUUUUGAGAAAGUUGAGGAAAAUAAAGGAAGUCAAAUUAUGACAUUGAUGGGUUUUUCAAUUUGGUCUGCAUGAAAACGAAAGCCAUACUCGUCCGAUUUAGCCUCUCUCUUUCUCUCUCUUUUUCUCUCUCUAGCUUAGCUCAAAUUUUUUGGAGGUCAAGUGGAGAGAGAAAGAAAGCUUCACUGAAAACUGAUCACUCUCAAAAUUGGAACUCUCUCUCUGAGGGAAUAACCCAUGAGUCCUCCAAUCCCAGGGUUCAAGCUUCAAGAAAAAGCAUACACAAAGUGAUCUGGAUUGCGUUCCAGAGAGGAAAAAAAAAUGCAGAAGAAGAAAAGAAAAGCCAUUUCAUCAUCCAAGACCACCCUGGCUUCCCUUCCAUCACUUUGCUGAGUCUCUUCCCUUUUCUUUUCUUUUUAAAUUUCUUGUAUUAAAUUUAGUUGUUCUUGAAAAAGAUAAAAUUAUGCAU